Molecule: messenger RNA, 1243 nt
Organism: Myxozyma melibiosi
Lineage: Eukaryota; Fungi; Ascomycota; Lipomycetes; Lipomycetales; Lipomycetaceae
Exons: 5
Coding region: 151-1062 (303 amino acids)
Source: RefSeq, a predicted model, not a curated record
GAGCAGCAGGAAUGGAAAACAAAGCAAGACCAGCAGUACAGACGACACGAGCAGGAGCAGGAGCGGGAGCGGAUUACUGCCGGGCACAGGGUCGGGGUCAGAUUACUUCCCUUUGCUGCGGGCGUACGGCGGGAUCGGGAGUAUGUGCCUAUGUUUGGAAGUGUUGCGGGGGCGAAUUGGCCUGCAGAGUGCGGGCUGCCGAGCACGGGCGCGUCGUCGAAGCAGCAAGUGUGGUUGAUCUUUGGGGCUACAGGCACAAUAGGAAGUCAGAUCUGUCGGUCGGUGCUGGAGCGCGGAGACGUGGUUGUUGCAUGUUCGAGGAACGUGAUGACGUCUGUGACGGUGCCUCCGGAGUGGGCCGACCGGCUGCUUACGAUAGGGUGCGACAUUCGACUACGGUCGAUGGUGAAGGAGGUGGUGGACAAGACGCUGCAGCGGUGGAGUCGGAUUGACGUGGUGGUGAACACGGUGAGCGUGGGAGUUGUGGCGCCGUGCGAGGAGCAGGACGAGCACGAUGUGCGCGAGCAGUUCGAGACGAACGUGAUGGGCCUGUUUCAUAUUAUCCAGACGACGGUGCCGUAUAUGCGGAUGCGCGGGAAGGGGAGGUAUGUGAUUAUCAGCGGGAUCGCGGGGAUGCUGGGGGUGCCGGGCAUGGGGCCGUUUUGCGGGACGAAGUGGGCGGUGGAGGGGAUGAUUGAGACGUUUGCGUAUGAGAUUGAGGGGUUUGGCGGGAAGGCUACGCUGGUGUAUCCGGGAACGGUUGAGGAGGAUGCGACGACCAAGCGAGCGCCGGCAUGGCGGCACUUUGUGAUCAAGCCGAUGGGGGAGGAGUACCAGGGCACUCCGGCCGAGCACGCGCGGAGGCUGAUACUGUGGGUGUCGGCGCACCGGGCUACGGGGGUGGCCAAGAUAGGCGAGAUCAUAUGGGAGCUGGCGCAGUGCAAGCAGCCGCCGAUGCGGUUACUGCUCGGGUCCGAGACGGUGGAGACGAUGCGGAACCGGCUGCGGCAGAACGUAGAGGAGGUGGAGGACUGGAAGUUCCUGUUUACGGAGGAGGAGUAGAUAAAGAUGAUAAAGCGAUUACUAAGACAUUACAAAGUGCGGCGGCAGAGCAGGGUUCGGGUUUAUGGUCCGAGCGCUGGGCAGUUAAACGUUGCUUUUUCGAGCAGCGGCGGACAUUUUGUUCGAUCGGGGCCUGCUCGCGUCGAGUCAACAACUAAGCCGCCGUGCGUCUCGUCUUCUU